AUGCGGCUGCUGGCCUUCAUCCGAAUCGAGGAGAAGGAAACUCGAUUUUGUGGGAUACGAAUUCCCAAUAAGCCACUGGCGAUAUUACUAGCACUUCUUCAAUUAUCUAUAUCAGUGGCCUCGUUUUUACAGCAUGUCUACUCAUUUUACAAGCAUAAGAAAAUAUUCGAAUGCCACUCGGAUAUUCCAAAUAACUCUAGUCUUGAGACCCAUUUUCUCGCCCACGACAUAAUCAUUUUCGACUUUGGCCUAAUGCAUAGAGUACUGGGUACUAAUGAAUGUGUUGCCAACUACUUGGACGGGGGAUAUAUGAGAUUCGCAUGGACGAUAGAGCAAUCGACAGCUCUUUCUAUCUCGCUGGUCUCACUCAUCUGCAUACCCAAGCCAUUAUGGUUGUUAUGGCCGGGUCUGCUAAUGCAAUCCUCUUAUACACUGGGUCUAUCAGUUCUAACAAUGGCGACUGCUCCGAAAAUUCUGGAAGCUCUCGGAGGAAUCAUUGACUUCGAGCUUGCACUGAUAUUCUCUGUAUACUCGAUGGGAUUCGCCAUGAAUUGGCUGUUUACAUUUGUUCUCUGGCAUUAUUACUGGCAUCGAGAGAGGAAAUUGAUGGCGGAGAGAGGGAUAUUCCCACCUCCGGAAUUUGUGUGA
Caenorhabditis remanei is the source of this 648-nucleotide messenger RNA. RefSeq lists its product as uncharacterized. The coding region runs from base 1 to 648 and encodes 215 amino acids. Lineage: Eukaryota; Metazoa; Nematoda; Chromadorea; Rhabditida; Rhabditidae. The record is from RefSeq and is a predicted model, not a curated record. The transcript has 4 exons.